Odontomachus brunneus is the source of this 3046-nucleotide messenger RNA. RefSeq names its product glycine N-methyltransferase (gene Gnmt). The record is from RefSeq and is a predicted model, not a curated record. Gene Ontology annotation, molecular function: glycine N-methyltransferase activity; glycine binding; S-adenosyl-L-methionine binding. The transcript has 5 exons. Gene Ontology annotation, cellular component: cytosol. Lineage: Eukaryota; Metazoa; Arthropoda; Insecta; Hymenoptera; Formicidae. Gene Ontology annotation, biological process: S-adenosylmethionine metabolic process; one-carbon metabolic process; protein homotetramerization. The coding region runs from base 179 to 1057 and encodes 292 amino acids.
GUAUAUAAGUGCGACGAUUGCAAUAGUAGCGAGGCAGUCUUCAUUCGCUUUUAGUGCGGUGGUCACCUUCUCGUAGCCGCUGGACGCGAAUUGUCGUCUACACUUGUCAUCGUCGCGCAAGCCGCCCGAUUCAAAGAUACGCUUCUUGCUCGUCUUGCGACUUCAUCUCCUCCUCGCAAUGGUGGACUCAGUGUUUCGUACUCGUUCCCUCGGCACGCCAGCCGAAGGUGUGAAGGAUCAAUAUGCUGACGGUAAAGCGGCGAAGGUCUGGGAGGUCUUCAUCGGCGACAAAAAGCUGCGUACGCAGAACUACCGGGAUUUCCUGGUGGGUCUGUUGCGACAGAAGAAAUGCCAUCGAAUACUGGACGUCGCCUGCGGCACCGGCAUCGACUCCGUGAUGCUGCUGGAAGAGGGCUUCGAGGUGGUCAGCGUCGACGCCUCCGACAAAAUGCUGAAGCACGCGCUGAAAUCCAGGUGGGAUCGCAGGAAGGAGCCCGCCUUUGACAAAUGGGUGAUCGAAGAGGCGAAUUGGCUCACUCUGUUCAGCGAUAUUAGCCACCUUAUCGGGGAAGGCUUCGACGCGGUGAUAUGUCUGGGAAACAGUUUCGCCCACAUGCCUGAUUCUUUUGGCGAUCAGAGAGAACAAAGGCAAGCCUUCUCAAACUUCGAGCGCUGCGUGAAGCCGGGAGGUUUGCUCCUUAUCGAUCAUAGGAAUUACGAUUACAUUAUCCGAACCGGUCAAACUCCACCAAAGUGCAUAUACUAUAAUAGUCAGCACAUGACGGACAUCAAGACGUCGGUGCUGUACGUAUCUGGCAAGCCAGCGAUCGUGACUCUGGAUUACAUGAUCUCCUUGGACAGCGAGAACCCAGACAACCCCGAGUCCAUCAACGAGUUCCGGCUGUCGUAUUAUCCUCACAGAUUAACAGUUUUCCGCGAUAUGCUGACCGAGGUGUUCGGCCACGGGGCGAAACACACCAUCUACGGUGACUUCAAGCCGCUCAAUCAGAUCGAGGAUCCCGGCUUCUACAUUCACGUGCUGGAGAAGCAAUGUUAGAGUCGGAUCGACACCUCGACGUGCAAUCGGCGCGACUGUGUGUUGAUUCGUCGAGGCAAUCGAACACACCAUCAAGUGGAAUCGGAUGUUGCUCGACGUGUUGAGUCGAUAUCUACUCAUCUGCCAUUGAGAUUCGUGCAAAGAUUGAGAUUUCUUUUUUUACUAAAUGAACGAAGAGGACUAAUUAUAUGUACUAAUUAUAUAUACGUGUAUAGUGACUCGGUGGUACGACGUGGUAGACACAUUUCCUCCGAUGAAAUUAGGAGCAGCACUCCAAGUUGUCACAAUUGCGAGCCAUUGCUGAUGGGUUUGCAUGACAGUCCAGUUAUGACACAAGAGCUAAAGAGUGAUAGUAAAGUAAAAGUACUAAUACCCGGACAUGUAUCUAAUCUUAGAUAUUCUUAUUGUUUUGUUCUUUAAAUAUAUGUAUUUUUGAAGGCCAAAACAAGAAUGUUCAAGAUCAAGUAUAUGUCCGAGAAUUUUUACCUUACACAUUGAGCCUUUAUUGUUUUCUUAUAUGAUAGACGAGGAUACAAUAAAACUGCUCACGUUUCUCCCGAAUCCUCCGUUGCAGCUGCGAUGUCGGAUAUCUCAUAUAUUGUCACUUUGUGGCUCCUAUAUCAUAACGGACUACCACGUCUCUCUUUCAGAUCAGACUCAUACGUCGUGACUUGCUAUCUUGGCCAUUUGAUGCACUUCUAAUUAUAUUGGGAAAAGUCUGUCUAAAUCGUUUUGCAACUGAGAGUACGUUAAGACUACUUACUCUGUACAGUAGAUUUUAUACCCGCAAAAUUGUCGAAACGUGUUGAAAAGAAAUAUAUCGGUGAAAAAAAGAAGCUGAAAAAGAUGUACGAAUGUAUGAAUAAUGGAGAGAGAAUUCCCGUUCGAGAGAAACGUGUUUCGAAUGACAUACAACGAGCAUAAGUUUUAACGUUUUUAUUAUAAGUCUGAAAGCAGCUUUUCAUUGAGUAUUCUAGCCAGGCAUUGUUCGAUGCUACAACUUGAUCUCCCAAAGGAUACUUUUCCGAGCGAUCGUUGACGAUGAUUUUUGCUGGGUAAUUUUGGACGAAAUUUCGUGUCUUCUCCUCGCUCGCUUCCUCACCCUCUCUUGCUCAUUUAUUUCUUUCUCUCUCUCUCUCUCUCUCUCUCUCUCUCUUUCUCUCUUCUCUCCCUCGAAAUUUCUUGUGCGCAAUCGAUGUUUCAGAUAAAGGAUUUUGGGUCAGUGGGAAGACUAAACGCGUUCGUUGCGCGCACGAAUCAACAUUCCAUGCAUCGCAAUCACCGUGUGAGACGCGACGAAUCACACGGUCCUUUUAUCAUCUUCGGUCUGAUUGUGUUCGACACGGAUUUACCGAUUUCCAUCCGAGAAUUGAUAUUGGAACACCCGACGCGACAUCCGCUCUAUCAGUCGUCAAUGAUCGUUCCAACUUAAAGUUAUCGGCGCAGAAAUUGCUCUCUCCCUCUCCCUCUCUCUCUCUCUCUCUCGCUCGUAAAGUCUCACGCUCGACCCCGAGAUUGUUUUGUCGGAUCUUCGAAGCUUCGCAAGAAUUCUCCUCAUCGUCGCGCGAGAAGUGCCGCGCUAUCGUAGAAAUCGAACUCCGAUUGUAAGCGAGUGUGUGAACCUGGAUUAGAGCGAUUUCGAGUAAGGGAGGAGAAGUGAAGAAAGAUGCGAGAAAGAGAGAGAGAGAGAGAGAGAGAGAGAGAGAGAGAGAGAGAAAGAGAGAGAGAAAGAGAGAAAGAGGGAAAAGGAGUGAGCGCGAGCGAAACAGGAAAAAUCAAAUUCGGUGUCCGUUCGAUUUCUUCGAUGUGGCUUAUCGCGGCACCGCGUAACCAAGGGGGCACCUCUUCGGAAGUGAUCGAGGACGAUAAUUUAUAAAGGCCAAGGACUUGUUUACGGUGCAACGAACUGCCUAUAUAGAAAAAUGGACGAAGUGUUAUAGCAAAAAUUGUCCCCCCUCUUCUAUAUCAAUAUAUGUAUUUAUAUUUAUA